Messenger RNA from Verruconis gallopava, 1296 nucleotides. RefSeq lists its product as uncharacterized. Lineage: Eukaryota; Fungi; Ascomycota; Dothideomycetes; Venturiales; Sympoventuriaceae. The coding region runs from base 84 to 1109 and encodes 341 amino acids. Gene Ontology annotation, molecular function: methyltransferase activity. The record is from RefSeq and is a predicted model, not a curated record. The transcript is spliced from 5 exons.
CUCUAGCCUCCAAUGUUCUGCAUUAGCAGUGGACAUGAAUUUUUGUUGCUAAUUCUAUUUCAAUUGCGCCAAAGCUCCGAGAAAUGGAAGCUUUGGCCCAUGUCUAUCUGAAGCUGAUAUUUCUCCUUCAACUUCUUUCCUUCUUCCUCUUGACAUGCUCCACAAUGGCCUUUCACGACGACGAAAGUGACUCUGCGAUAGAUUCAUGGUCGAAUUCAGGAGAUUCAUGUUCUUUAUCUCCCUCACUCCUUGAUUACCGUCUUGAAGAUGGGAGAACCUAUCAUGCAUAUCCGGAUGUGAAAUACCUGCUACCAAAUGAUGAGCAAGAGUUAAAUCGGUUGGAUUUGCAGCAUGAACUGUUUCUUCACAUUGGAAGCAGAAAACUGUAUAUCGCGCCACUGCCUCAGGACGUCCAAAGCGUCCUUGACCUUGGCACCGGAACAGGAAUCUGGGCAAUAGACUUUGCGGAUCAACACGAAAGCGCAUGCGUUGUAGGCUUAGAUAUCUCACCGGUACAACCGAAAUUCGUCCCUCCCAACUGUAGUUUCUAUCUCAACGAUAUUGAGAAGGACUGGAUGCAAAGAGGACAACUCGACUUCGUUCAUCUGCGAGAUAUGGCUACCAGCAUAAGAAAUUGGCAUGGAGUUUUUGAACAAGCUAUGCGGCACCUCAAGCCAGGUGGCUAUAUCGAACUUCAGGAAUUUUGCUUUCCCUAUCUUUGUCAUGAAUCUUGGAACAAGUCUUCGAAAAUACUUAAUUGGUCCAAACACUAUAUGAGAGCAUGCAGUGAAAUCGGCUUGAACCUGCAAGCACCUCUAAAGUGGGAGGAAGACCUUCGAAAAUCCGGAUUUGAAGACGUUCAUAUAGAGAAAAGAAUCUUGCCACUAGGGACGUGGGCCAAAGGCAAGGAGAACAAGAUUUCUGGAGUAUUUGCUCUUGAGAAUUUGCUUGAAGGAGUUGACGCUAUGAGCCAUGUCUUUACGACUGCACUUGGUUGGAGCAAGGAGAACGCUGAGAAUUUGGCUGCACAAGUGAAAAGUGAGGCUUUGAGGAGCAAAGUACCUUUAUUUCAAUAUGUUUACUUUUGUUAUGCAAGGAAACCAGAAUAAGGCAUUCUGCUUUUUCAACGAAAUAUUCUCCAAGUCCCAGACUUAAGGGUAUACUGCCCUAACGCUCCCUUUGAAAGAUCCAGCUCCUUUCAUAGUUGAGGUAUCUCUACAAUCACCUAUGAGAUGGUUCAGAUCGGUGUCUUGCAGUUGAUUAAUUUGUCUUCAUUUACCGCAUUUCUCAUCCAGC